CCACGUCAUGAAAAGUACUUGAUGCAAUGAAUUGAUGAUUACUCAAGGAUGACUUGGGUAACUUUCUUACAAGACAUGUCACAAGUGUUGCAAAUAUGAAGUUGAUGGUAUGUCAGUAUGUUGUCAUUGAUGUCAACAUUCUAUUUCUGUGAUUCAGUGAUUGGUUUGCGCUACGCAUUUCUGAUAUGUUGCAGUUGUAGUCAUGAGGUUUUGGUAUAUUGUUGGAGGUUGCUUUGGGAUGUCAUGCUUAUGAUUAAGUGCUCUGGAAGUUGUGCUCUCAAAGUAUGUUCAGGUGAUUAUGUCUGACAGUGUUUCCAAUGUUUUGCAUUUCUCCACAUUUUUGUUUCUAAUGAUGAUAUUUUGGAUUUAUGCUAUUAAUGUCUUUAUCUUUGAUAUUUUGAUUCGGGACGUGAUGAUGAGCUCCAAAGUCGUGGUUGCUAAUAUGUUCAUUUUGUGCCUGGUCAACCUUCAAUGAUUGUUUUUUAUCCAACAUUUGUGGCGUAUGGAUAACGUAUUGUUUUGAACGAAGUUGUGCAUUAUGGUGUGGUCAACUUCUCAUUCCUUUCUAGUACAAGAAUGCUUAGUGUAGACCUAUUACAAAUUGUGUUCCGAUGAAUUGUUUUUGGCCAACUUGGGAGAUUUUUAAUUGAAGAGAUGGAUAUAAAUAGAGGACGAUUGUAAUGUGAAAAAUGACAGAAGCAAGUGGAUUGAAAAGGAAGAUCUAUUUUCUGCAAAUGUGUACAUGUUUGUGUGACGUUGUGGUUGAGCAAUGAGAUUGAGUGUUGUUGUUUUGUGCUAGAGGCAGUGGGCCAAACAUUUCUUUCGGCACUGAAGCAUUGUGGCAGUUGUGCUUCAAUGGUGGAUUCUUUGUUUCUUUUCUUCUUCUGGGCAGUGAGCACCUAGCGGUUGUAGCAAGGCAGUGAGCCCACCUGUAGUGAGCAUUCUAGCAAUGAGCAAACCUUUGUAAAAAUCACCUUAACUGGUGUCACCCUAAUAGGUAUUCCAUAAUUGAGAAUCGGCAUUGUCAAUGGUUUUUCCCUCCUUGGGUUUUACAUGCAAAAUCUAGUCUUUCAUGUGUGUCUUGGGUAAGUGCACUAAGAUGGUGAACAAAAAAGUGGCCACAUGCCAAAAAAAAACCAAAUUUUUCAUAACCCAUGCGGGUUCUAAAAAUUCAAAAAUGUGCUACGCAUGGUAACACCAAGCCUGUAGAAAAACAAUUAAAAAAACCCAAAGUUCCUCAAAACCCAAAGUUCCUCAAAACCCAUACAGGUUUUGAGGAACAUUUUAUUUUUUAAUAAAAAAUUAAAAAUUUCUCAAAAGCCAUAAAAAACAUUAUUUUCGGGUGUAGGCCACAAGUUUUGGCCAUUUUCAACGCAAAAACCCCUGGAACAGCAGCAAGAAAAAGCGAAAAAAAACAUAGAACCCGCAGGGGUUUGCAACUAUUUUGGAUUUUGCCAACAUUGAGAGCAAUUUUCAACAAUGGCACCCCGUUGAACAGGUAAGAUUUGAUUGGUUUCAUUAAUUUUGUUUGCAUUUUAAUUGAAGUAGGGUUUUUUAAUUGAUUUAAGUUUUGUUUUUAUUAAUUUGAUGUCAAAUUCUUCAAGCAAUCCCCCAAAACGAAAUAGACAACAAAGACCUCCUCCUGCACAAGCAACACAAGAAAACCCUAUAAACAUUGCACAAGAGCAACAAGAAAACCCUCAAAAUCCUCAAAAUGUUGCUCCUCAACAACCACCGCCACCCCGAAACCCUCCACGUCCUCCAUUAGAUCAUGUAGAUGCCACACAAGAGGAUCUCAUCAAUCGCCUUACACAAAAUAAUGCCCAAAUUUCUAUAUUGAUGAAUAGGUUGAGGUCCUCUAGCCUUGAGCACCACUCAACCCUCGCCAGAACACUAGAAACAAUGGCUAAUAGUGCAAAUGAGUUAUCUAGGGAGGUUACGAAAUGGGGUUCAUGGAGGGAUAGAUGUCGAACAUUUUAUGUGGAUGGGUUGUCAUAUGAUCAAGUGAAGAAAAAGGGCAUAGGUAAAGCUGGCAUAUGUGCUCUUUUCACUGAUUUUGUUACCAGUAACAACCUAUAACUAAAUACGACUCAGUUUCCUAUACAUUGGUGUGUUCAUGCUAGGCUGAAAGAAGCCUUUUGGGAUAGGUGGUAUAUGGUCUUUGACCAACCACCUUGUAAUAAUUGGGAGGUGCCUCUAUAUUUUUUGAGAAAGCUGUAUUGUGAGUUUAUCCUCGGCGAGAAGCCAAAUUACUUUGACAUCCGACAAUUUCAGGAUAGAGGGAGAGGCUCUGUGCAGGAUAGACCUGGGGCCCAUAGGGUGGUAGAGCCACAACAUAGGAGGCGUACAACACCUAAACCCAUGGUACAUGUCACUGUCCAUAUAUCCUUGAAGGAGUCUAUGGAAUUACAGACUCUUCAGGCAGCUACAUCAUUCACUGAUGUCAUUGUUCAGCAUGGCACACAGUUGGUCGGAGCAGAGGAUGUACCAGCAUCUGCAGCACCUCCUUCAUCAUCGGCACCCCCUUCAUCAGCAACACCUGAUGCAUCAUUUGGCACGAGCCGGCCCUUUCGGCAUAUGUGCCCCACCUGCCAGGGUGUAUGUUAUGGUGUAGACACUGACAUGGGCGAGGAUGCUUUGACAUCUCAUUUGUGUACAUGUUGCGGGAGUAGAUGUCAUGCUUCCACUACAGAGCAUGUGGCCCUCACCGACGAACUGAUCAAUAUGUUGUACCCUUUGUAUCAGACACAGGGUGCAGCAAGUGGUGGGAGUACACCACAUACUUUUCAGUUGACUCGACCGUCACGAGUAGUUUCGCCACCAGAGUUUACCCCACCUGCCUCGAGGACACCUCGUGUGAGAAAGCCAUCCUCUAGCAAUCCGAGGCAGAAAAAGAUAUCCUCUCGAACACCUAAACGACAGAAGAAACAUAUGGGGUUUACGGAAUUAAUGAAUGCACCUGAUGUCAAUGAGGUUCAACAGAGGGAAGAGGCCCCUUCCAAACUUCCUAAUGGUAUUCUACUAUUCUAUUUCAGUAGAAGUCCUACACGUAUAUUAUGGGAUCCAACACGACCAAGGAAAAAGUUAUGUUUGUCUUAGAUCAACUCCUUUUCACUAAGUGCACAACGGAGUUGAAACCCUCUAGUUAGCUCCUUUUGGAUCACUUACCAUGGAUAUAGGAAAUGGUCGUGACUGAGUCAUUUGUGACUUUGCCUCCUACGACCACAGCACAUCCAUCUAAGGCUCCGUUACAGCCUCCUUCAGGACAUCCCACGGAUCCUCAGCCUCACCCAAUUGCGGAAGACAAAGAUGAGCCACCUGCAGAGCCACGUAAUGCUUCGAAGAGGCUUGAUUUUUAUGAUCCGCCACAGUCUUAGAUAUCAAUAGACAUAUAGUUAUAAUUGUGGUCAUUGAAGGACCAAUUUUUUUAUAUAUUCGAUAUUUGUAUAUGUAUAUAUCAACUUUGACAGACA
Molecule: messenger RNA, 3473 nt
Organism: Cryptomeria japonica (Japanese cedar)
Lineage: Eukaryota; Viridiplantae; Streptophyta; Pinopsida; Cupressales; Cupressaceae
Exons: 7
Coding region: 2155-3099 (314 amino acids)
Source: RefSeq, a predicted model, not a curated record